Messenger RNA from Vanessa atalanta (red admiral), 4051 nucleotides. Its product is annotated as DDB1- and CUL4-associated factor 8. Lineage: Eukaryota; Metazoa; Arthropoda; Insecta; Lepidoptera; Nymphalidae. Gene Ontology annotation, molecular function: protein binding. The coding region runs from base 193 to 2205 and encodes 670 amino acids. The transcript is spliced from 12 exons. Gene Ontology annotation, cellular component: Cul4-RING E3 ubiquitin ligase complex; cytoplasm. The record is from RefSeq and is a predicted model, not a curated record.
AAGCUCCUGCCAAAAUAUAUAACUAAAUAAAUUUACACAUUAGGUCGUGAAAAUAUUAAAAAAAAUCCACUGUCAAACUUAGUAACUAUUUUAAUAACUAAUUAUGAUUUCUAGUUCUAGUUUUUAAUGGAGUAAAAGUGUAGUAUAAAUACGUUAUCAAUAACUUAAUAUAAGAUAUUAACGUAAGUUGAAAUGGAAGAUAAUUUUUCGAACGAUGACGAAAUGAAGGAUUCUUCUGUGAGUCCUAAAUUUGGGGGUAAAAAGCUUAAAUUAAACGAUGGGAGUUCGCAUGAUAGUCUCAAAGAAAUCGCCUCCGGGAGUAAAGAUGAACAAGACGAGAAUGUUGAUAGUGGGGUGUCAGCUGACAAAUCUGAAAGCACGAGUAGCGACGAUCGAGCUGUGUCCGCCGUAGAGGGACCGGCUAACGAAGUCGUGAACGCAGCCCCUUCUGGCAGCAAUGUUGGUGCUAUUCUUCUUGACAUAAGACGUUCGAGGCGAUCGAGGAACUACAGAAAACGAAGAACUCCUGACAGAGAUUCGGGCAGUGAUAACUCUUCUAGAGAUUCAGAUGAUUUAUCAGCUGAAGAAGUACCAGAAUCUAGCAGAGCAGAAACAACAGAUGGAGAAUCAGCAACAGAUUGUACUAAUAGUUCACCCAGUGUAAGCAGUUCUGAUAGUUCAUCAGAAAGCAAUGAGAGCUUAGAAAUUGAAGGCGACGAAGGAGAGGGUGCACCACCUAACUUAGAUACAGACAGUGAUGAUGAUUCAUGGCUCUGGAAUAAUCGUAAUAAUGAAAAUAAGGGUGAACCACCAGCUGUACUUUUUAAGACUCGACCAAAACAUUCAUAUUUGAUUUUAAGAGAAAUUAUAAAUCGUGAGCUCGGUCUGACAUUUCCUUGCGGCAAAACGAUACAGAAUGACGUGAUGUUUGAACAGAAGUUCUAUGGAUCACUUCAUGCAGUUUAUAGACUAGAAAAGUUACAUAGCCUUUUGAAACAUAGAGGAUGUGUAAAUUCAAUAAAUUUUCACCCAGAAGGACGGCUGCUAGCUUCCGGUUCUGAUGACACAAACGUCGUGGUAUGGGACUGGGCGAAAAAGAUUCCACUGCAGAUAACCAAAACUGGGCACAAGUCGAACGUUUUCCAGAGCAAAUUCUUGUAUCUCAAUGCUCAGAGUCAACUCAAUAUCGCUACUUGUGCUCGAGACGGCCAGGUGCGGCUGCUGUCGCUGCCGGCGGCGGGCGGCGCGGGGGAGGCGCGGCGGCUGGCGGCGCACGCGCGCGCGGCGCACAAGCUGCACGUGUGGCCCGGCGACCCGCACCUCGUCGUGUCGGCCGGCGAGGACGGCGUCGUCAUGUGCUCCGACGUGCGCGCCGACAAGGCGCUCAAACUGAUCCACGUGAAGUACGCGUCGACGAACUCGAUCCCGCUGUACAGCGUGGCGGGCCACCCGCUGCGGCGCCACGAGCUGCUGCUGGCGGGCCGCGACAAGUUCGUGCGCGUGUACGACACGCGCCAGCCCGCGCUGCCGCUCGCGCGCUACCGGCCCGGCCACUUCCACGACAAGGCGAAUAAAGAUGCAGCCCGCAAACUUAGGUCUACGAUGCAUCUAACCUGCGCCAUUUACAACCAUGACGGAACGGAAAUAUUAGGUUCUUAUAAUGACGAGGAUAUAUAUUUGUUUGAUGCCAAGGAAGAUCUGUAUGAAGAUCACUCCGGAAAUGACGAUAAAGAUGGAUACACGCAUCGAUACAGCGGCCACUGUAACAGCGCCACUUUCAAGGUGUACAAGGGAGUCGCAUUCUUUGGACCCAAGAGUGAAUACAUCGUAUCCGGUUCAGACUGUUCCUACAUUUAUAUGUGGGAGAAGAAGUCUGAGGCAAUCGUGCAAUGGAUGGAGGGAGACAAAAAAGGAGUAGUUAAUUGUAUAGAAACUCAUCCCCGCUUCCCCGUCAUGGCGACGAGCGGACUAGAUAAAGAUGUCAAAAUAUGGAUACCUAAGCGAGAAGCCGACCCAACGUACGAGGGAAUGGAAAAGGUGGUACGUGACAACAGCGAGCCGAGUCCUUUGUUCAAUGAUUUUUUACCUACACUCUAUAGUACGUGGCACGGCGGGCGACAGUUCGGGCUCAUGUCGGAAGACGACUCGGCGGCUAACUACGGCGGGAACAUUGAAUUUGAUGGAAAUGUCUGCACCGCCUUUUAGGCCUUGUAAAAACCUCCUGCGCAAUUAAUUACUUAUAUAUUUAUUAUGAUUAAUAAAAUAAUAAUACACUCUCAUAAAGGAAAUAAUCCAGAUUCCAUUAGACCCAAGAUUUAGUUCUUAAGACAUGUUUAAAAAAAAGUAAAACGGAUAUUCGGCUAGUCUAUACAUAUUAGUAUAGAAUUUUGUCUUUUUAGACGAAAACCAUGUUUUUUUUUAUUUAUUUAUUAGUAUAUAUCUACAUAUUCGAUUAAAACUAAACAAAUUGGUGUCGUUGGUAAUUAAAUAGUUGGGAAUUUACAUCGAAUAGUCACUUUUUUUUCUUUUUUUAAACUUUAGUUUCAGACCGUGAGCGUAACAUAAGCGCUAAGUUAAAUUUAAUUAUUACAUAAAUUUUAAAUACUUUGUUUUAAUAUAGAUAGAUAAAAGUGAUGAUAAUUGAUUGGCAGGAGGUUUUACGGUUAAGACAAUGAAAGUCUAAUUGUUAAUAAUGUGAAGUUGUGUUUUUUUAUUUAAAUAAUUAUUUGAUGUUUACAUAAAAGCUACAAGAAUAAUUAUAUUCUCAUUACUGAUUUACAUUACCAUUUUAUAUUUGUAAAUAUUACACAGAACCAUAAAAAGUUAUCGAAUAUAAUUUUUAAAAAACACUUUCAAUAAAAAAUAAUCAUUGAUAUCUAUUUAAACUUAAAAUUUAUCAUAAUUAUUUUCCCAUUGAGAAGUCUUCAAACCUAUUCACACUUAACUACGGCACGGUUCUGUCUAAACAUAUAUUCAAAAGUUAACUAUUAUACAAAAACUAGACGCAGCCUAACGUCUAUAUUGACAUUUUUAAUAUUUAAAGAUUAGGCAUUACAUAUUUCAGGCAGGUGGACAGGAUUGAAACAAAAUAAUUUUUGAUAUGUUAUUUCAGGUCAUAUUAGGAUUUCGAGGAGUCAAUCAUAAAUUUUAAAAGGAAUAAACUUAUCAUUAUCAGCUAAAAAUAUAUUUAUAAUAAUUCCUUUGACUGCUCUCUUCCGUAUAUUCAUUCGGAUUUACGUCUUACUAACAUGGGAACAACCAAUUUGUUUCAUGAAUUCAUCAUUAUUCUGAGGUCUAUAUCUUAAUUUUCUAAAUCUGUCUACAUUUAAUACAGAGGCCAAAUAACACUAUUCAAAAUAUCAUCUAGUUUUAGUUCUACAUGGACAUCUACAUCGCGCCGCUUAGAUGGAUGUUAAACAUCCAAAACUGAUUUGAAUUGACUAACCAUAUAUCUUUCAGUUUUCUUAGUUAAUUUUAAUUGCGUUUAUGAUACGCUGCAUUAGUUGAUUUUUCGUUAGUAUGGUUGUUUAUUUUAGUUAAUCCAGCGAGUUAUCAUUCAGGGGCUUCUUAUGUCAAAUAUGUAUCUAAGAGAUACAAAAUUACAAUUUAUAAAGUCCACGUCAUUAACGAAGUUCUUUCUUAGCAAAAUAUACCAAUGCAUCUGCAUGUUACUUAUAUAUAAUUCAUGUCGUAUAAAUAGUAUAUUUGUAGCUAGUGUAUCACAUGCUUUAUGAUAAAGUGAUCUAUGGUCAAUGUGAUCGAAAUCACAAAGCUUGGUCAAAACUUUUUAUUAAAAUUGAGUUAUAUACUCAUAUUGUCGUUAAGUUAUAAAAAUGAGAGUUAUAUUUUAAAUAUUGUAACUUUAUUCACUCAUGGAAUAUGAACGUGGAAAAUCUUAUGCCUGUGAUAUGUUUUUAAUUUGUGAAAAUGAAUGUGUAGAUAAAUUAAGCCCUUUUGUAUGUUCACUGUGCAUCAUUUAGUUUUUAGGCUAGUUUCAAUAAUGUUAGAUGAUUAUUUAAUUUUCCUAUAAUUAAACUUGCAUAUUACAAUA